AUGCAGCUUAUGCUACUUGAACAGCAAAACAAGAGACGACUCAUGAUGGCCAGACAGGAACAGGACGCGAUUAUGGGUGGUGGAAGCUCCACCAAAGACAGCACAAUACCAUCGCUGCCUACCACCCACAUGGAAGAUGUGGGCGACAAUGGUAAAGACGUUGCCCCCGCGAAUCACGUUCAAAUAGCCCAGAUUCAACAGGAGAUUGAAAGGCUUCGCAGGAUUCAAAACACCUUAAAAUCUACAACCUGGCUUGUGCUUCACAAGAUACAAGGCGAUGAAACCACAUAUAUAGCAGACCCCUCCUGGGCACCGAAACAAGGGCAAGCGCCAUACUUUAGAGGAAAUUCACCGCUAGCCAACGAAAGCGAAUACCUCAAACAUAGAUCAGAUGCUGCCUUCGUGGUGUACAGACACUACGAUCCAACAUUUCAAGCCAAGGAUAUCCGCAAGGCGAGGGAAGAGGGUCUUCCGCUACCGUAUCCCAAACCUGCAUGGGAGGUUGUGCAGCCACUAUCUGAGCAGAUGAUCGCUGCGCUGGAUGUGUUUGUCGACUCGCAUCCGACCUUCCGGGACAAGUUCCCUGGUUGGAGGUCCACCGAUCCCAUCAAUUCACCUUUUUUGUUCUGGUACUGCUAUCGUGCUGCCACCGACCUCCAAGCCAUGGACGAACCACACAGGAAGCAGAUGACACUGCUUACAGAAUGGAUUGAUAAGAACUAUAGCGAAAUGCACGCUGCUGUUGAGGAUAAGUUUUCGCAAGGAUAUGUGUCAGAGGCAACAAUGCCGUUUUUUAUACGGCCUGGCGAGGUGUUGGUAUCAAUGAAUGAAAGAGGCAUAAGCGGUCAUAUCGCCGAAUCGUGGCCUGCUCAAGGGUUAACCAAUUAUGGGUCGCCCUCUCAUCCCAACGGGCCUCGGAAGGUUACGCAGCGCUGGUCAGUGGGUGCUUGGUCUUAUGGAUACGAUGGAAAGUUCUACAAGAAUUCCGCGGUUCUCACUAUCAGCCUCGAGUUUGACGAAGAUAGCCCAGACGUCAGCAUAGCGGAAGUGAAUAUCUUACCCAUCAGGUUCGGGAACAAAGACUUCCGCACGAAACUCGAACGUCGAGGGCGAACUAUGUGGGCUUGCAAAGGAAGAAACUUGAUCGCCUACAACGACAUCAGCGAGAACAACUUGUCCAGUGAAGGAGAGCGAUACAUGAUCGACUUCAAUACGUAUAAGCAACUUCACUCAGAUUCGCACAAAUUCAAGAUGGCUUAUCCAUCGUUGACAAACCCCUACCGCAAAGAAAUGGAGCCGUCGGUUAUGGAGUCCGAUGAGCCGCCCGAGGGCGCUGAAUUAUUCGUCUUUCCCAGCACUGUUGUUGGAUAUAAUCUUCGGCAGAAGAAGUGGCAGGACCUCCAAAUUGAUUGGAUCCAGGAACUGCAUUGGAACAAGCAAGCCUUUAGACACCUUGUAAUCGAUGAAGAAACCAAGGACAUCAUACAGGCCCUUGUUACAAGCAAGUUGGAAACGGAUCAGACGACAGAUCUGAUCCAAGGUAAAGGCAACGGACUCAUUAUCUUGUUACAUGGAGGACCAGGCACAGGCAAGACCUUUACAGCCGAGAGUGUCGCCGAAUUGGCCGAGAAGCCUCUCUUCCGAGUAACAUGUGGUGAUAUCGGAACAAAACCGGAGGAAGUCGAGAAGUAUCUCGAAUCAGUUCUGCACCUUGGUAAGAUCUGGGGCUGUGUGGUCUUACUCGAUGAAGCCGAUGUCUUUCUUGAGCAGCGCACUCUUACAGACCUUGAGCGUAACGCUCUUGUCUCUGUGUUCCUUCGAGUUCUCGAGUACUACGAAGGAAUCUUGAUUCUCACCUCCAAUCGUGUCGGCACUUUUGAUGAAGCUUUCAAGUCUCGCAUCCAACUUUCUCUUCACUACGAGAGCCUGAGCAAAUCCCAGCGUCGCACCAUUUGGACAAAUUUCCUUCAACGAUUGCAGACGAUUGAGAAGACCGCGGUAGUUCAGCCCAUCACAGACAGGAAGCGCAAGUUUGAGAUCGAACAAGACAUUAACUUUAACGACAUCGAACGGCACUUGGGAGAUUUGGCUGAGGAGGAGAUGAACGGAAGACAAAUUCGCAAUGCCAUCACUACAGCAAGACAGUUGGCAAAGUUCAAGAAUGAGAGUAUGACGUAUAGGCAUUUGGAGCAUGUUAUCAAGAUUUCUAGGAAGUUUGAUAAAUAUCUUGAGAAGGUCAGGGAUAGCUAUUCUGAUGAUCAGGUUGCUAGAGAAGAAGGAAUUCGGUAGAUUUCAUGGCGUUUUUCAGUUUUAAAACGAUGCGCACCUCAUUCUCUAGACAUUGGAAAAGGGGCUGCUGGUGGUUUUCAGUAAUUUGGUGGCUGUGUUAGUGCAGAUAGUGAAGAGCUCCGUAUCUAUUCAAGCUAGAGGGUCUAGACCAGGAUGACAGCUGUAGCAGCAAUGGACUAUUGGUG
Molecule: messenger RNA, 2474 nt
Organism: Fusarium graminearum PH-1
Lineage: Eukaryota; Fungi; Ascomycota; Sordariomycetes; Hypocreales; Nectriaceae
Exons: 3
Coding region: 1-2289 (762 amino acids)
Molecular function (GO): ATP hydrolysis activity; ATP binding
Source: RefSeq, a predicted model, not a curated record